Solenopsis invicta (red fire ant) is the source of this 2016-nucleotide messenger RNA. RefSeq lists its product as uncharacterized. Lineage: Eukaryota; Metazoa; Arthropoda; Insecta; Hymenoptera; Formicidae. The coding region runs from base 1 to 2016 and encodes 671 amino acids. The record is from RefSeq and is a predicted model, not a curated record. The transcript has 2 exons.
AUGUCCACGCCAAUUGUAAAUGUAAAGGGGGCGGACGGUGGCAAUUAUCAAUUAAGAGUGCUGUUAGAUAGCGCGAGUGAAGUAAAUUUUGUAACUUUGGCAGCAUGUAAGAAAUUGGGAGUCAAACUAGACGACGUUCAUCAAAAUAUAAAUGGUUUGAAUAAUGUGAAGUGCAUCAUAAGACAUAGCUGUCAAUUGCAAGUAAAGUCACGCGUAUCGGAAUUCGAAUUAAAUUUGCAAUGUUUGGUAGUUCCGAGAAUAGCAGGGGCAUUACCGCCCUUUACCAUUGAGAUCUCAAAAUUGGCAAUUCCGGGGAAUUUAAAAUUGGCAGACCCAAUUUUUUACAAUCCUGGUAGAAUCGACGCGCUAAUCGGCAGUGAGUUCUUUCUGCAAUUAUUGCAGGCCGGGAGGAUCGAGCUCGGCGAAGGUUUGCCGACGCUGCAAAAUAGUAAGCUCGGCUGGGUGAUAGCGGGUUCGAUUCCGAGUCAUUUAAUCGCGAGUCGAUCGACCAACCGUCCAUAUUCGAAUGCUCAUACAUGUUUAUUUGUAAGACAAGAUUCUAUUUACAACGAAUUAGCAAGGUUUUGGGAAUUGGAGAAAUAUGAAAUGAAGGACAAUACAAGAUUGUCAACAGAGGAUCAGACAUGCGAAGACUACUUUGUAAAUACGGUAACGCGAAACAUUUCGGGACGGUUUGUCGUUCGACUGCCUUUCCGAGGAAACAAGGCACAGUUGGGCGAAUCUCGACAAAUAGCAGAAAAACGGCUAAACUAUUUAGAACGGAAAUUUCAGCGCGACCCUGAAUUCCACGCGCGGUAUUCGGAAUUUAUGCGGGAAUACAUUCGUCUAAACCACAUGUCGCAAGUCGACAAAGAUGACGAUACGAAAUUUGCGGUGUAUUUACCUCAUCAUGGUGUCAUUCGGGAGUCAAGCACCACCACCAAAUUACGCGUGGUAUUCGACGGGUCCGCGAAAACUGCAUCGGGAGUUAGUUUAAAUGAUACAUUGAUGGUGGGAGCAGCGUGCGCACCAUUUUUAGCUAUACGCUGCGUCAGACAAUUAGCGAUCGAUUCGAGCAGUCAAUUCGGCGAGGCAGCAAGAGUCUUGCUGAAUGAUUUGUAUGUCGAUGAUAUCUUGACUGAUGUCAGUUGUGAAUUUGAAGCAACCAGGUUAAUUUCGCAGUUAAAGACACUGUUGAACGGCAGCGGUUUCGAACUUCACAAGUGGUAUUCGAAUUGUGAUGAAGUCAUGAAUGAAUUGAGGCCGACCGACCGGGUCCGGGAAUCGUCAUCAAUCGCGAUCAACGUAGACGCAGUAAAAACCUUAGGAUUAAAUUGGCACUACAGGCGGGAUAUCUUCCAGUUCACUAUUCAACCAAUUAGCGAUUCCAUUAAAACGAAACGUCAAGUAUUGUCAACUAUUUCACAAUUGUUCGAUCCUUUAGGAUUAAUAAGCCCUAUAUUAAUUCGCGCAAAACUGAUUAUGCAGGGAACGUGGUCCGCGAAUUUGAAGUGGGAUGAUCCACUGACCGGCAAACUUCAGAGGGCGUGGAGGGAGUACGUGAAUGAUUUGAGGGAGAUACAUUCGAUUAAGAUCCCGCGUCGAAUAGUUCCGGGCUCCGCAACUCGUUUGAAUAUGCAUGCAUUUUGUGACGCGUCAAUGAAAGCAUAUGGUGCAUGCAUCUAUUUGCAGACUAUUGACAGUAACGGCCAUUGCAGUUCCAGAUUGGUUUGUUCAAAGUCGCGUGUGGCUCCUGUUAGAAGUAAAACCGUCACACUGCCAAAGCUGGAGUUAUGUGGAGCUGUAGUUUUGGUCCGCUUAAUUAAAAAUGUAAAGAAAGCCCUUGGAGUUGAAUUGGACAAUAUCUAUGCGUGGAGUGAUUCCACGAUAACGUUAGCGUGGAUUUCCGGCGAUCCGUCACGGCAAAAGGUAUUUGUAUCGAAUCGAGUGGCCGAGAUCCAAUCCUUGCUGAUCAUUGGCGUCAUGUUAAAAGCGCUGACAAUCCGGCCGACUUGA